Micropterus dolomieu (smallmouth bass) is the source of this 961-nucleotide messenger RNA. RefSeq names its product claudin 35 (gene cldn35). The coding region runs from base 139 to 828 and encodes 229 amino acids. Gene Ontology annotation, cellular component: plasma membrane; bicellular tight junction. NCBI's taxonomy places the organism in Eukaryota, Metazoa, Chordata, Actinopteri, Centrarchiformes, Centrarchidae. The transcript has a single exon. The record is from RefSeq and is a predicted model, not a curated record. Gene Ontology annotation, biological process: bicellular tight junction assembly; cell adhesion. Gene Ontology annotation, molecular function: structural molecule activity.
UAAGCCGGACAGGAAGGAUAAUAAGUGAGCCAAAAAAGUAGACUCUGAAGAUCAAAAAGAAGCAUAACCAAUAAAAUAAGACCUCCCCAAAAAACGCAACUGUAGUAAACAAAGAGGAACCACACAAAGGAGCUCAUCAUGGUGAACACUGGCAUGCAGCUGAUCAGCUUCACCUGUGCAGUGACUGGCUGGAUCAUGGCGAUCGCCGUCACGGCCUUGCCUCAGUGGAAGGUCACGGCCUUCAUCGGCAACAACAUCCUGACCUCAGAGAUCAAGUGGGAAGGCAUCUGGAUGAACUGCAUCUACCAGACCACUGGGCACAUGCAGUGUAAGACAUACGACUCCAUGCUGGCCUUGCCUCCGGACAUCCAGGCGGCCCGCGCCCUCAUGUGUCUGGCCAUCUUCAUGGGCUGGCUCUCCUGCACCGUGUCCUGCUGCGGCAUGAAGUGCACCACCUGCGCUGGGGACGACCGUCGGGCCAAGGCGGGUAUCGCGCUCUCAGGCGGCGUUCUCUUCAUUCUGACCGGCCUGUGUGUGCUGAUUCCCAUUUCCUGGACUGCUAACACCGUCGUCCAGGAUUUCUACAACCCCAAAGUGCCCAUAAUGCAUAAAAGAGAGCUGGGUCAGGCUAUUUAUCUGGGAUGGGCAUCUGCAGUUAUUCUUAUGAUCAGUGGAGCUGUGUUGAGCAGUACCUGCCCCCUCAUGGAGAGGGAGGGCAGGUACCGCAGGGGCUACAUAGGCCGGAGCUUUGCUAAUUCACCCGCUUCAGCACCAGAUCCUCCAAAACUUAUCACAUCUAAUAGUGUACCAUUGAAGGAGUAUGUAUAGGAGGUGGAAGAAGACACACCAGCAGGAGGAUAGGGAAGGAGGUAAAGAGUAGAUGCUAUUAAAAACUGAGUAACUCUUGUUCUUUCCUAUAUUUACUAUCAAGUCUGUGAAUUUUAAGCUAUACAUUGAAAUC